Molecule: messenger RNA, 1071 nt
Organism: Macroventuria anomochaeta
Lineage: Eukaryota; Fungi; Ascomycota; Dothideomycetes; Pleosporales; Didymellaceae
Exons: 2
Coding region: 1-1071 (356 amino acids)
Source: RefSeq, a predicted model, not a curated record
AUGAACAAAGUCACGCCUCAAAUCCAGGCAAUCGCCAGCAAGCUCUCAUCAGCCUUCAAGAGACGCAACAAUGCACCUUCAAUUACCAACCCUCCGUCCCACAAUGAUGAUCGCCAAUACCGCUUAUCGCGGCUCCUCUUGGUGGUAUCGCUCACGCUGCUCCUCCUGUUGUCCAUUGCAGCUCUUGUCCUCAAGGCAUAUAGCUACGGCUUCAUUGAGUUCAACGCCGAGAUGGGGUUCUAUCUUGUGAACGACGAGGUCCAAGGCGAACCUGAAGGAGAGAAUCUGGUAGCCGCUCUUCCUCACAACCUCUUCCGUGUGCCUGAGAAGCUUGUACUGGUAGUGGCGAUGCUCAACAUACUUUUGAGUACGGCACAUUUGGCAUUCGUUUCUUGGGACUGGAAAUCCGGCAGACGAACGCAAACGCGCGCCUUCCGCCGCAACGCCAUUGUUCUGCACAUCAUCAAUGCCAUCCUUGUUCUGACCGCUCUUAUCGCCAUGUCCGUAUCUCACAAAGCCUCAUCACCGUUCAAGUACGAUCUCAUCCCAAAGACACCCAACGCUGUGUCUCCAUCUGGGUACAGGUACUACCGUUACGACUCUGGCAUUUUCGACCUUGAGACCUGGACCUGCGAGCUAGAGAACGCAAAGGGUGCUGGCGAGGCACGAAAGGACUACCAGGCACAGUGCGAUAUUGAAGUAGCGGGGCGAACAAUCAUGGUGCCUUUCUUCCUCGUUGCGUUGGCCGUUGCCGGAUUGUCCGUCUGGGCACUUGUCAUUGGCGGAAAGCACGGAACUCGCAGCGAGCACCUCUACACUAAGGAUGCUGACCUCGAGAUGGGUAAGGGAGCUGAAGAUGGCAAACAAGUACAAGUCGAAGAAGUUGAGCUUGCGACCUUGGAAGGGCCGGACAGGCAGAAGGAAGGCAGGUUGAGCAAGAUUGAGGAGGGUGGAGAGGAGACGGAAGAAGCACCAAAAGAGUCGGAAACAACAUUGAAGAUCGAGGCGGCCGAUGCUCUGUCAGCCGAAAGCAAGGAUGUAGAUGCAAAGAAGGAGGCUGGUGCGUCCUGA